Molecule: messenger RNA, 1543 nt
Organism: Rhodamnia argentea
Lineage: Eukaryota; Viridiplantae; Streptophyta; Magnoliopsida; Myrtales; Myrtaceae
Product: SKP1-interacting partner 15
Exons: 1
Coding region: 99-1256 (385 amino acids)
Molecular function (GO): protein binding
Source: RefSeq, a predicted model, not a curated record
CGAAAAAGCAAAAUGCGCCUAUGAGACCUCUGGAACUCUGAAAAUCUCUCUCUCUCUCUCUCUCUGAGAGUCAGUCCAAGCGAGCGGCGGCGGCGGCCAUGGACGACGACGAGCCCACGCCGCCGAUCUACCUCCUCCCGGAGGACACCCUCAGCCAGAUCUUCGCCUCCCUCCCCCUCCGCCAGAUCAUCAUCUGCCGAUCCCUCUCCAAAUUCUUCCUCCAAACCCUCACUUCACCUUCCUUCCUCCGCCUCAUCUCCCCCCUCUUCCCCCUCCGCCUCCUCGCCCUCCGCCCUCCCCAUCACCACCACCACCACCAUCACCAUCACCUCCCCAGCCCCUCCCCCCCCUCCCUCCUCCACGCCUUCGACCCCCACGACAACCUAUGGCUCCGCUUCUCCCUCUCCUUCCUCCCCUUCCGCUCCCUCCACCCCGUCGCCUCCUCCCUCGGCCUCGUCUAUCUCUGGGGCGACUCCGCUGACUCCCGCGACCCUGCCAAGUCCCUCGUCGCCUGCAACCCCCUGACUCGCCGCUUCUCCGUCCUCCCCCAGUUGGGCUCCGCCUGGUCUCGCCACGGCUCCGUCCUCGUUGACUCUGCCAACCGGGUCAUGGUCCUCACCGAGCUCGCCGCCCUCUACUUCGCUGGCUCCGGCUCCGGCUCCUGCUCCAGCUCCGGAUCCACCCGGUGGCUCAAGUUCUCCUCCAACCUGCCCUCCAAGCCCCGCAGCCCCGUCCUGGCCUCCAACGCGGUCUACGCGCUCUGCGACAUUGGGUCUCCGUGGAGGAGCCAGUGGAAGCUGUUCUAUUGUUCGCUCAGGCCUCUCAAGUCGGCGCACCACUGGAUCAAGCUGGAGAAGCACGAGUGGGGUGACGUGUUUGACAUUUUGAAGCGGCCACGCCUGGUGAAGGGCACUGAGAAUAAUAUUCUGAUGGUGGGCGGAUUGAAGUCCUCGUUCGCGCUGAACGCGUCCUGCUCGACGAUCUUGAUACUGAAGUUGGAUUUGGUGACGCUGGAGUGGGAAGAGGCCGGGCGGAUGCCGGUUGAGAUGUUCCAGUGCUUCGCGGAGUCAAGCAAGUUCAAGGUGUUUGGAGGCGGGAACAGGGUGUGCUUUUCGGGGAAAAGGGUCGGGAGAUUGGCAUUGUGGGAUUGCUUCGACAAGAAAGCGGAGUGGAGGUGGAUAGAUGGCAUUCCGGCGCCCGGGGACGGUUUCUGUAGAGGGUUUGUGUUCGAGGCAGGGCUCACCGAGUUGCCUUGAUCAAUCGGUCUGUGAUUGUGUACUGGUUUUGCAUGUGAAUGCUCAUUUGGGGGCCGUAAGGUUUGACAAACAUGCGAAAAACAAUCCUUCUUGUUAUUGUUAUUGUUGAUAAUGUUGUUGUAUCAGUGGAAUUUUACUUGUCUUCUUGUUAAGUGCUUUGCCAAUUGUCCAUCAGGCGUUGCCAUUUCUAUUGGAAAAAGCUUGAAUUGUAAUGGGUCAGUUGACGACUUUCGAUCAAACUCACUGACUAGCUAUAGCUAAUAUACUUCUUGAGAUUGUCCUUGUGA